CGAGGCCUAUAAAUGCCGCACGAUCAAACCUCGCUUGGAUUCGAUUACGGCAAGAAGGAGCGGGGAUGGUCGUCGGUGGGCGGAAGAUGCGGAUUCCGCCGCUGAUCCUCCUCCUCCUCCUCCUUUCUGCCUCCGCCGCCGGAAUGUUUACCGCUCAGCGCGACUCCGGCGCGUUCCAGGCCGGCCUGAGGCUGGAGCGAGCGCUUCCGACGAAGGGCGUCCGCCUGGAUCACCUCCUCGCGCGCGAUCGAGCUCGCCAUGGCCGGUCCCUGCUGGGCACAUCCGGCGUGGUGGAUUUCCCCGUCGAGGGCUCCGCCAAUCCCUUCACUUUCGGGCUUUAUUAUACACGCGUGAGACUGGGGAACCCAGCUAGAGACUACUACGUUCAGAUCGAUACAGGGAGCGACGUCUUGUGGGUGACUUGCAGUUCUUGCGAUGGGUGCCCGAUAUCCAGCGGGUUGAAUAUCCAACUGAACUUCUAUGAACCAGACAAGUCAUCCACCUCUACAGUUCUUACUUGCUCCGACGAUCGUUGCACGUCUGCCCUCCAAACUGGAGAGGCCGUGUGUCCUUCCGGCUCUUCACGUCAUGCUUGCAGUUACUCCUUCCAGUAUGGCGAUGGGAGUGGAACUGCAGGCUAUUAUGUGUAUGAUACUAUCUACUUUGAUACGAUCACAGGAGAUCAACAGUCAUUAAAUUCGUCAGCUCAAAUUGUUUUCGGAUGCAGCAACUCACAGUCUGGGGAUUUGACAAAGUCAGACAAGGCAGUUGGUGGGAUUUUAGGGUUUGGACAGAAUGGAUUAUCCGUCAUUUCUCAACUGUCUUCUGCAGGCGUUGCUCCUUCAGUUUUCUCUCACUGCCUGAGCAGUUCAGAUAGCGGUGGAGGCAUUUUGGUGCUGGGAGAGAUUGUGGAACCGGGUAUUGUCUAUACCCCGCUUGUGCCAUCCCAGCCUCAUUACAAUAUAAAUCUAGAGAGCAUCACUGUCAAUGGCCAGGCACUGUCCAUUGACUCAUCAGUGUUCACCACAACAGACACUCGAGGGACCAUUGUUGACUCUGGUACCACAUUGGCUUACCUUGCUGAACAGGCCUAUGGUCCUUUCGUUAACGCAAUAAUUGCUUCUGUUUCAUCAUCGGUGCGAUCAAUCUCUACUUCCGGUGGAAACGAGUGUUUUGUGACUUCCAGCAGUCUUGAUGAAUCAUUUCCUUCUGUUACACUGAACUUUAAGGGCAGUGUUUCCAUGUCACUAAAGCCUGAGAACUAUCUAUUACAGCAAGGGAUUGACGGUGAUACUAUCAUAUGGUGUAUAGGCUUUCAAAACAACAAAGGUUCAGAAAUAACCAUUCUGGGAGACCUUGUUCUAAAGGAUAAGAUAGUUGUUUAUGAUUUGGCAAAUCAGCGCAUAGGCUGGAGGAAUUAUGAUUGUUCUCAGUCUGUCAAUGUUAGUACAUCAUCUGGCAGGAAUCAGUUCCUAAACACUGGGCAAUUCAAUGCUAAUGGAGUAUCACACAUGGUCUGCCACAAGCUUCUAUGGACCAGCAUAGGAUUUUUGUUCUUGUUUCUGUUCUUUCUCUAAGCAGCUCACCAAGACAGAAGAUCACACAGAUAGAAUUACUUUGAUUCUUAACGAUAGAAUAUACACACAGUGCACAUUGAUUCUUUACUGGUGUUAUUGGAUGGACAUUGCUGCCAAUUCUUGUAAGUUUGAUUGUAAUAGACGUAGAUGAGUUUGUACAUGAUUAGACUUCAUCUUAUGAAUUGGCUUUUCUGCAUAUAAAAUUCAACUCAA
Zingiber officinale is the source of this 1790-nucleotide messenger RNA. Its product is annotated as aspartic proteinase 36-like. The coding region runs from base 66 to 1577 and encodes 503 amino acids. The transcript has 10 exons. The record is from RefSeq and is a predicted model, not a curated record. Gene Ontology annotation, molecular function: aspartic-type endopeptidase activity. Gene Ontology annotation, biological process: proteolysis. NCBI's taxonomy places the organism in Eukaryota, Viridiplantae, Streptophyta, Magnoliopsida, Zingiberales, Zingiberaceae.